Molecule: messenger RNA, 3903 nt
Organism: Ostrea edulis (European flat oyster)
Lineage: Eukaryota; Metazoa; Mollusca; Bivalvia; Ostreida; Ostreidae
Product: BAG family molecular chaperone regulator 1-like
Exons: 6
Coding region: 61-810 (249 amino acids)
Biological process (GO): protein stabilization
Cellular component (GO): nucleus; cytoplasm; cytosol
Molecular function (GO): adenyl-nucleotide exchange factor activity; protein-folding chaperone binding
Source: RefSeq, a predicted model, not a curated record
AUAUUGGAGACAAUAUGGUAGCAACUUGACUAAAUUAACUUCCGCCUUUUGUUGCAAUCCAUGCUGGUGUCAAAAGCUCCAAUACCCGGCGUCCAACAAGCUAGGAGUUACAAGUCUUUCUUUAUCAUACAUAGGAAGGGUACCCAAACGUUCAAAGGGAUCGAGGGGAUAUUUUGGUCAUCCAAGUGUCAGAAGUUCGGACUAUCGCUUGGACUUAAAACUCCGCAUUUCUGUUCCAAAGUCCACGACAUUGGGUUACAAGCCGUACAGGGAAAUGUGCUGACAGUGGAGGAUCUAGUGAAGAAAAUCUAUGAUGUCACAGAAAUUCCACCAGCCAAUCAAAAGAUUCUUUUUAAAGGCAAGACUUUAAACAAAGACCCAGAGGCAUACCUGACAGACAUCGGAUUAACCGAUCAUGCAAAAGUUAUGCUUCUUGGUAAAAAGCCUGACCCACUAGAUGACAAGGAAAUGGGAAGGCUACAUAAUAUAGAGCAGUCCAUGAAAAAGGAGGAGGAAAAAUUAAGUGAAGUCACAUAUGAGCUGGACGGAAUACACAGGGGAUUUCUAGACAAUUCUCUGAAGGGACCAGCUUUGCAGAAAAGUCGGAAGAGGGUUGCCCACACCAUAGAACAAUAUAUGAAAUUGCUGGAGACUCUAGAUAGCCUAAGUCUAGAUGAGAGUAAUUCUGGAGGGAGGGCCAAACGCAAGAGUCUGGUUAAUAGAAUUCAGAACCUACUAGACAGAUGUGAUGGCUUGGCAAAAGGAAUAGAAGAUAUGCUGGCAAGGUGGAGUGCAAAAAUGCAAAUCUAAUAUUUAUUCCUAAAUCUUGCACAGUUGUUUGACUAUUUCUGACACUUGUGAUUGUCUUGGGAGGCACAUUCUUUGUUCUCUGUGAUCACAACAAUUACUUCUUUUGUUUGCAUGUCUAUGUCAAAGUUUUUAUGAAUUUCUUAUUAGUUAAUAUACACAGAUUAUUAAGUGGUUUCAUCAAUACAGUGUACUUUUUAUAUAUUUAUAUUACUGUUACAUCAUUUUUGCAAUUACAAAAACCCACUUUGGUAUUGGGAAAAUGCUGUUAUAUUGGAGUUUUAAUAUAGUAGUAAUGCCUUUUAGUUCCAUUUCUGUUUAGAUAUAACUUUCGUAUCCCAAUCUGUACACUGUAAAUGAGAUAUGGAUUGUAAUCAAUAUUGAUGAAACCACCUUCCAUCUAAUAUCAGAUUUAUAAUGACUAACAUUUUGAUUAAGGAGUGUCAGGAGUUUGCUUGCUAGACAUUUAUAGUCAGGUUUGAUAUCGACCAUCACAACUUUUGUGUAUGUUGCAGUGUUAACUUUCACUAACUGAAUUAAUGAAUUGAAUUUAAUAAGCAUGGUGUUCCUAUCCAAUCAUCUCUCAGUGAGGUAUGUGAGGAAUGUUCUAGAGAUACGAGGUCUGUCUUUUCUAUUACAGUAAUGGUGACAAAGACAAAUGAUGGCAACCAGUGGGCCAAGGUUUAUGUAUGUUGUAUGUCUAGCAGAAGGAGAUAGUCAGUUUAACUCAGGAAUACAAGGUUUAACUGUUCUAAGACUUUGGAUCAGUGGCCAACAUUAGUGGUUAGAGGGAAAAUCCUGCUCUGAUCUUUGAAUUUUCCCAGUUAGAGAUGGUUAUAAUGAUGAGGAAUACAGUACACACUCUAAAUCAUAUCAGACAUGUGGUAAUCCUUAAUUUUAAUCAGCUGUAAUUGAUUACUUUUUUUUUUUUUUUUUUUAUAAAAGUGAGUACAUGUAAUUAGUAGUCAUGAAAAAUCUGAUUACUUGUAAUUUAAUUUGAUCACCUACAGCUAAGAAUUUGAAUGUGAUCGUGAUUAUUUUCUGAUUACGGUAUUUUUGGUUACCUUGUAAAAAAAAUUAUUUUGAUUGUUAAACCUUCUGAAUGUUUUCAAUCUCUUUUUAAGUUUUAUUUAUUUGCAGAAUUUAUAAAGUAUUGUCAAUCAUUAUUUACAUCCUUUUUACCCCCCCCCCCCCAAAGUUAAAAAUCUACUACAUCAAUAAGUUGAUAUGCAUUGUUUCCUAAAUAUCAUUGUACUAUUUAAGAAAUUGACUCCAGCUGUCAUCUUUAUGUUUUUGCAGAUUGAAUUAUAUAUUUCAGCAACUUAUGAUGCUAAAAUGCAAUUCAAAUGAAGUUGAUGCCUGUGUGAUGUAUAUUUAAGAAAUAAAUAUAAAUGUUGAAAGUUUCUGAUAUACUUUUUAAAAACAGUUGUUUAUUAAAGUAAUCAAAAAGUAAUCAUGAUUAUAUCGAAAAGUAAUUGCAAUUCAAUUACUAUCCAAAAAGCAGUUUGAUUUAAAUCUUUAUCAACACGAUUGUAAUCUAAUUAAUUACUAUCCAAAAAGCAGUAUAAUUUGAAUUUCAAAGAGAUUGUAAUUUAAUUAAUUACUAUCCAAAAAUUAGUAUGAUUUAAAUGUCAACACGAUUGUAAUUUAAUUAAUUACUAUCCAGAAAUUAGUAUGAUUUAAAUUUCAACGUGAUUGUAAUUCAAUUAAUUACUAUCCAAAAAGCAAUAUAAGUUAAAUUUCAAAGCGAUUGUAAUUUAAUUGAUUACUAUCCAAAAACAGUAUGAUUUAAAUUUCAAAGCGAUUGUAAUUUAAUUAAUUACUAUCCAAAAAGCAGUAUAAUUUAAAUUUCAAAGUUAUUGUAAUUUUUAAAAUUAAUUACUAUCUAAAAAGCAGUAUAAUUUAAAUUUCGAAGUGAUUGUAAUUUAAUUAAUUACUUUUCAACUGAUUGACCACAUGUCUGACUGAUAUGGAAUCCAUUUAUUGAAAAAAAUACAUUUGUUGAUGAAUUAAGACAAUUUAGAAAGAGGAACCUCUACUCUUGGAAGAUGAAGAGGUAGGGUAGACUUAACCUUUAUAGAUAAGUAUACUCUGAGAUGGACAUCUGGAAACAAAUUUAGUUUGAAUUUCCUUGCUCUUUUGUUUCACAACUGGCCUAGUGUGAAUAGAGUCAGAUUUGGGUCCAGUAUAGCAGCCCGGCUACAUGUAUCCUACAAAGUAUGGCUUCAUUUCAUCCUAUGGAAAGUUUUUAAGGUAUCUUCAACCUUAUGUGACUUAAUUCACACUAUUAUGGGUUAAUUAAAAGUAGAAAAACUGUACUAAUUUCCACUUCAUAUUGUUUAAUUUAAUGAAUAAUCAAAGAAAAUGUAUAUGUUGCCACAUUUUUAAAGACGUCAGACAUACACGUCAACACCUGAAAAUUGCACAUUUUCGUUAAACAGAAUAUAUCAAUAAAAUGAAGAAAAAAAAUAAUUUUAACAGUUUAAAAAAAUUGCUAUUUUAUAAAUACAUGUACAUGUAAAUUCAUUUUGGAUAUCAGGAAGAUCAUUGUAUAUUGUAUGAUAGACGUACAGCGGAGAAAAUAAGCAGGAGUGAUUGCCCUUGAUAACAUUUAAUUGAUUAUUUAUAUUAAAAAAACAAUUUCAAUGUCAGAUAGUUUUACCAAAUUUUUUCAUUCUACUCAUUAAACUUUGAGCAUGAUUGAAAUAUAUCUUUUGUAGGAAUUUCAUUCAAUAAAAGAUUUUGCAAAAACCUAAUAAUAUGACAUCACUUGAGGGUGAAGUACCUUUUAUAUACAUGUAGUUUGCUUUAUCUGUCAUUAUGAUGACAUCAUCAAUUAAUUCAUAAUGGGAAAUAUUUUCAUGUAUCAUGUUUUUUUAUUAUCUUCUAAUAAAAGUAAAUUUGAAUGGAGUGGAGUGUGAAUUGACUCUAAAAAUAAAAAUAUGGUCUAUAUAAAAAUGAAUUGGCUGCAUAUUGUAUUUGAAUUUUGAAAUUCAGGUAAAAUUACAAGAUCUUUUUUUUAAGAAACAAGUUGAUUUGUUGAUUUUAUUUGUUGAUGAUUUUUGUCUUAUACAAUAAAUAAUGAUUUGAUGUGAC